AUGGCACUGGUGUCCGUGCGUGACUACGAGCAGCGGGCGUACGAAAUUGUGCCACGAAUCGCGCUAGACUACUACCGGAGCGGUGCCGGGGAUGAGCUAUCGUUGCAGCUCAACCGAACCGGGUUCGAUCGGUGGCGUAUUCGACCACGCAUGCUAAACGGUGGCUCAACGCGUGACCUCUCCUGUACGGUGUUUGGUGAGCGGUUCGCCCUACCGAUCGGCAUUUCACCGACCGCCAUGCAACGGAUGGCCCAUCCGGAUGGUGAGGUGGCGAAUGCACGGGCAGCUGCCUCACGGCGGGUGUUGUUCACGCUUAGCACGAUCAGCACCAGCUCGAUCGAGGAGGUAGCAGAGGCGACGCCGGCCACACCGAAAUGGUUCCAGCUGUACAUCUACCGCGAUCGGCAGCUGACGGAGAGUCUCGUACGCCGAGCGGAACGGGCCGGUUUCCGGGCGAUCGUGCUGACGGUGGAUGCACCGGUGUUUGGGCUACGGCGGGCCGAUAUGCGGAAUAAGUUCUCGUUGCCACCGCACCUGACGAUGGCAAACUUCGUUGGAAAAGCCUCCAGCAUACGCAGCCAGGGUGGCUCGGGAAUCAACGAAUACAUCGCGGAACAGCUGGACCCGGCCCUGUCCUGGGAGGACGUCAAGUGGCUGGUCGCAUUCACCAAGCUGCCCGUGAUCGUGAAGGGCAUCCUGACGCGGGAGGACGCAAUCAUUGCGGCCGAUCUGGGCGUACAGGGCAUAUUCGUGUCGAACCACGGCGCCCGGCAGUUGGAUUCCGUUCCCGCAUCGAUCGAAGCGCUACCAGAAAUCGCCCAAGCUGUCGGUGAUCGUGUGGAGAUUUUCCUGGACGGAGGCAUCACCCAGGGAACGGAUGUGUUUAAGGCGCUGGCACUCGGCGCUCGGAUGGUGUUCUUUGGACGACCGGCGGUCUGGGGAUUGGCGGUUAAUGGGCAGGCGGGCGUGGAGAACGUCCUGGAUAUCCUGCGGAACGAGCUGGACCUCACGAUGGCACUGGCGGGUUGUAAAACGCUGGCGGAAAUUACGAGGAAAUUCGUCGUGCACGAAAGCUACUACAGCAAACUGUAGCU
Molecule: messenger RNA, 1094 nt
Organism: Anopheles nili
Lineage: Eukaryota; Metazoa; Arthropoda; Insecta; Diptera; Culicidae
Gene: Hao
Exons: 3
Coding region: 1-1092 (363 amino acids)
Molecular function (GO): FMN binding; oxidoreductase activity
Source: RefSeq, a predicted model, not a curated record